Molecule: messenger RNA, 987 nt
Organism: Tetranychus urticae (two-spotted spider mite)
Lineage: Eukaryota; Metazoa; Arthropoda; Arachnida; Trombidiformes; Tetranychidae
Molecular function (GO): nucleic acid binding
Source: RefSeq, a predicted model, not a curated record
AUGACUCGUAAAGUUCCUUUAGCGAUCAAGAAGUCAGUUAUUGAAUCCGAUUCAAAGGGCAUUAAAGCCACUAAGAUCGCUGAAAUUUACAAUUUGAAUGUUAAUACAGUUCGUGGUAUCUUGAUGAGAUACAAAAAAACUGAGUGCCUGGAAAAACCAACCGGUAAAAGACCAAACAAACUGAGUCAAGAAAUUGUUGAUGAUUUGCGAUCAUGGUUCGAUACGGAUUGUACCAUUACUCUGUCUGAAGCCAAGGAUAAAUUGUUUGAAAAAUAUGAUGUUAAUGUGUGUAUCCAAACAAUCAAAAAUUAUUUGGAUAAAAUUCAUUUUUCAUUCAAAAGGAUUAGCUUGGUACCCGAAAGACGAAAUGAUCCACGUGUUGUUCUGUGUAGGAAAAUCUAUGCAAUGGAAUUUAUGCGUUUAUUUGGAUCGAGAGAUGUUUUUUUUCUUGGUGAAACUGAUAUAAAAGUUCAUACAAGGGUUAACUAUGGAUGGUCGAGGCAAGGUGAAAGAGACAAUGUUAAUGUGAAGACAAUUAGAUCGAAAGAUUUUUCAGUGGGUGCUGUAAUGGAUCAUUCUAGGCUCUACUUCUAUGAGACCAAGGAGAAAAGUUUCAAUACAGAACUUCCUAAAGAGUUCAUUAAAAAGUUCAUUGAAAAGUUGAAAGAUGAUAAAAUUAAAAACGCUAUCAUCGUUAUGGAUAAUGACCCUUUCCAUCAUUCAGAGGAAAUAUUGUCGUUGGUUAAUGAAAAUCAUCAUUCAAUAAUGUUUCUACCGCCUUAUUCACCCUUUCUUAAUCCAAUCGAAAAAUUAUUCAGCCAGUUGAAGCAUCACGUUGAAAAGUUCAAACCAAAUGAUGCAGAUGAUGUUUUUACUGGUGUUGAGCUUGUUGCACAGGUGAUAAGUGAAAGCGAUUGUACCAAUUACUUCAAGUAUAUGAUGACUUAUUUGCCUCGAUGUAAAAACGUAGAAAUUAUUGAAAAUUAA